This is a messenger RNA of Branchiostoma floridae (Florida lancelet), 684 nucleotides long. RefSeq names its product endothelin-converting enzyme 1-like. Lineage: Eukaryota; Metazoa; Chordata; Leptocardii; Amphioxiformes; Branchiostomatidae. Gene Ontology annotation, molecular function: metalloendopeptidase activity. The record is from RefSeq and is a predicted model, not a curated record. Gene Ontology annotation, biological process: proteolysis.
UAAAAGGUCAAAGGUAACAGACCUAGUGGGGAUGGGAAGCUCAGGUGGACCGGAGUGUUUUGUCACGGCAACUGACGACUUUCUCACCGGUCGUCCACGUAGGAACAUCCUGGUUUUGUUUACUGAUACCAGACAGAGAUUGGGAGCGAGACUGUGAGUGUUUUAGUGUCUAUUCAGAGCGUUCACCCUUCCAGAACACUAAAAGUUGAGGGUCGCUGAUCGAGCUCAUGCGCUCAAACUGAGCCUAAAACUGAGUCGGAGCUGAGUUUUUCACGGUGUGACUUUAGCUCUAGUAAUCAGUGCUCCAGGGAAGCACAAGGCUGUCAGAUAUCCUGGUCGAGUCGUGGUGUUUUGGAGGAGAAUGCGCGGUAAGACCAGGGUGUGAUGAGUGCAGCGGGCUAUGCCGUGGUGAGUACCGACGAGGACCAGGAAUCGUCCGACGAGAGAGACACUCUGCUCCCGCUGCAGAACGGUUACCCAGCCUCGGCAAAGGCACGGAUGACUGAGUACAAGCGCCAUGAGAAUGUGGAGGAGGACAUUCCCGCCAGCAACGCUAGCUCCCAGGUCGGCACUCCCAUGGAGGACGUUCCACCAGUUGUGCUGAGAACAAAAUCACUGUUCCUGGGGAAAUGGGGCCAGUGGACGUCCUUAGAGCGGAUCCUCAUCAUCCUGAGCUGCCUACUA